Camellia sinensis is the source of this 1462-nucleotide messenger RNA. The record is from RefSeq and is a predicted model, not a curated record. NCBI's taxonomy places the organism in Eukaryota, Viridiplantae, Streptophyta, Magnoliopsida, Ericales, Theaceae.
AGCAUCAAAGGGUUUUUUAUCAAAUGGGUUCUUACAGCGUCCAAGAUCCAUGAGCUGCAGCCCGACCCGCCUGGCAUGGAAUUACGACCCGCUCCGAAGUCCGAGUUGGCCCUCGCGCUCUCUCUCUCUCUCUCUCACUCUCUCUGAGACACACAAAACCAUCCAUUAGGGUUUCGCUACGGUUUUGAUCCCUUGAAUAUUCGUUUUGAGUUGUGUUCUUAAACCGUUACGUUUGAAAGUUCCUUUCUUUGAUCAUACUUGAAGUACUUGGAUAUAGAAUUUAUGGAUAUGGUAGCAAUUCAAUCAUCAAAUUUGGGAUUCUCGAAUGCUCAUGGUUCUUUGAUUGGAUUUCAUUCAACAAAGCAAUGGAGUCAGAAUUUUAUGGUCGAAGUUAAUUCAAUAAAAAUCGUGGCUCUGCAACACUCCAAUAGGAGGGACAAAGAUGUUUUCAGAUUCAAAUGCAUUAGUUCAGAUUCUGCAGCGAAGACAAUCACGGUGUUGCCGGACUCUACACCGAAAACUGACAAUGGAAGUACAGGCGGCGGCGGCAGCUUUGGCGGCGAUGGGAGGUUUCCGUCUGGCGGAGGCGGCGGUGAUGGUGAAGAGAAUGAUGAGGAUGAGGAAGAGUUUGGACAGGUAAUGAAGUAUGAGGAAGCGAUGAGAGAGAUUGAAUUGCGAGGGGCUAGUCUUCCUUCUGAUAUGUUAGAGGCUGCAAAGACUAUGGGACUUCGCAGACUGGUUCUUACUCGAUACUUGGAUUUGCAGGGAUCAGGUUGGCCAUUAAGCUUUUUGGUGAGGUAUUGUGGAAUGCUUCGGAACCGAAUGCUUGCUGAUCCGAAUUUUCUUUUUAAAGUUGGAACAGAGGUAGCCAUUGAUUCUGGUUGUACAACCUUUGCUGAAUUUCAAAAAAGAGGAAAGGAUUUUUGGGCAGAAUUUGAAUUGUACACUGCAGAUCUUUUGGUUGGCAUGGUUGUUGACAUUGCUUUGGUUUCCAUGUUAGCACCGUACACUCGUAUUGGGAAGCCAUCUACAUCUAGUGGUUUCUUUGGACGAUUCAAUCGUGCUUGUGGAGCUCUUCCAAGCAGUGUUUUUGAAGCUGAAAGGCCAGGAUGUAAAUUCUCAAUGAAACAGCGGAUUGCUACCUAUUUUUACAAGGGCAUAUUGUAUGGCUCAGUUGGAUUCGGGUGUGGUCUUAUUGGCCAAGGCAUUGCAAAUUUGAUCAUGACUGCUAAACGGUACAGUUCUAUCUAGAUGCAUCUUGUAUUAGAUGUCUUUCUAGAAUAUAUUCAGUGUAGUGACUAAACGAUGUAUAUGGGACAUGAUCUCUAUUCUAUAUUUUAUUUGUUAAGACUAGUGUAUAACCCACAGGAAAAGAUCAUUUGCCUAGAAGCAUGGAAGAAAUGGAAAACAGCAUCUCAAGCUUUGAAUUUCCUUUGUAUGAAAUUCCAUCCUACAAAUCAAC